Messenger RNA from Ornithodoros turicata, 750 nucleotides. RefSeq names its product general transcription factor II-I repeat domain-containing protein 2-like. Lineage: Eukaryota; Metazoa; Arthropoda; Arachnida; Ixodida; Argasidae. The transcript has a single exon. The coding region runs from base 1 to 750 and encodes 249 amino acids. The record is from RefSeq and is a predicted model, not a curated record.
AUGGCCUGUUCGAAGCCACAUCUGAAGCGGACGGCAGAGGAGGAGAAGCGUACCUUCCAAGAGCAUUGGGAGGUAAAGUAUCUGUUCGCGGAUAUAAACAAUGUCCCGGAAUGUCUGGUGUGCCAAAAAACUGUUGCUGUUCCGAAAGGGUACGAUCUCCGACGUCAUUACGCAGCGCUUCACAAAGGGCAGUACGCGGAAUUUACUGGAAAGAUCCGUGAAGAAAAGGUGAUGCGGCUCAAAUUCGGAGCCACAAGACAAAAGGACAUUUUUCAUAAGGUUUACAGAGAAAGUGAGGUUGAAGCAAGCUUCGCCCUGUCGCAGUUUAUCGCAAAAACGUCAAAACCCUUCACAGAGGGUCCUUUUAUCAAGAACUGUCUCAUUCGUGCAGCUGAAAUUGUGUGCCCAACCGCAAAAGAUUCUUUUGAGAAGAUUAGCCUUUCUGCAAAUACUGUCGCUAUGCGGGUUGAGGACAUGAGUGCAGAUUUGGAAAUGCAGCUGCGCGAUAUUUCGAAGAAUUUUUGUGCAUAUUCCUUAACACUUGACGAAUUCACAGACAUAAACGAUAUUGCUCAGUGCGUGAUGUUCAUCCGUUGUGUCACACAUGACUUGGAGAUAUACGAGGAACUGUUUGACCUCCAUCCUCUGGAAGGGACAACGAUGGGGAGUGACCUGUGCAUGGAGCGCGGUAAAAGGCAGCAUCGAAGUAGCAGGUCUCAAGUGGAAGAAUCUCGCGUCAGUAGCGGCUGA